AUGAUAAAUUCUGUCCAAUAUAAUAAUAAGGAGGGCGUUCAACUGAGUUCGGAAGGAUCUCCAACAACGCAAUUCCCAACUAGCACGGUAAAAGUAUUGUGCACACAUGAUGGAGUAUUACUACGGAAAGGCAGUGUAGAACACAUAGCUGAUCUGAAUACAAGUGGUUCACUAUCGGUCAUUAGUUAUGAUAUACCGCGACGUCUAUAUAUUGAAUGGCGACCAAAUGAUAGCAUCCUUGUUGCCGAUGAUAGUCAGGAUUGGGCAGUAGUGGAUACAAUUCCUAGACGUUCGCGUACAAUUUCCGAAUGUAAAGCAUUCAAUAUAAAGGCCACUCCAGAAACGAUAGCAUCUAACAAACCACGUUUGAUACGCACCCUUCUUGAUAAUUUGAGUUCAAUAAUUGUGAAAGACCGUGGCCAAGUAAUAUGCUUUAUUCAGAAAGUCGACAAUAACGUGAAUAGUGAAUUCUUUUUCCAACACGGCAAUGCUGAUCAAUUUUUAAAAUCCAUGUGCGAUCAACACAUAAUUGAACACUCAUGCAGUAAGUUGGAUGGAAGUGCAGAGUAUGCGGUACUCAAUACGGAAACACAACAAUUAAAACGUACAUUUGCCGAAUUAAACAUCGAGGAUCUAAAGAAUACAGAAUUAAAGAAAGAUAAAGGAUGGGUGAAGAAUACGUGGACUGGUCUACUUGUAACUUUACCUGACAUAGCGUCGGGUGUUAAGGGUAGUGUUCCUAGAAAUUAUGCCAUGCGUAAUAAACAUAUAGGUAACAAUGAUGAAAUUCGUAGCUGUAACAGCAAUGAGAGCCAGUCACCGGUAGAAGGUGAGCUUGAAAACGUGAAAGAAGAGGAUGAGAAGAUAGUCAAUACAUUGCCAGAUCGUCCAAUGGUUGAGAGAAUUAAGCCGUUAAAUGAAGCACAGUGGUUGGAGUUCCAGUCUGCAGAUGGUAGCAUUUCUGAUGUUGCCGGAAUAAAGAACCUUAUUUUUCAUGGUGGGAUUCACUAUAAUUUACGCGCCGAAGUUUGGAAAUAUCUGCUCAACUAUUACCAAUGGGAUGAGAGUGAAGUUGAACGCAUACAACGAUACAAACAAAAGUCUAAAGAAUAUUAUACAAUGAAAGCCCAAUGGCUAUCAAUGACUGCUACACAAGAAGAGCACUUCAGCGGUUUUCGUGAUCGCAAAUGCCAAAUCGAAAAGGACGUUAAACGUACCGACCGUACUCUGGAAUUCUUCGCUGGUGAAGAUAAUCCAAACUUGAUGGUACUACAAGGCAUACUCAUGACCUAUGUAAUGUACAACUUUGACUUGGGCUACGUCCAGGGUAUGUCUGAUCUGCUAGCACCCAUACUCUCUAUUCAGGGCAAUGAAGUCGAUGCAUUUUGGUGUUUUGUCGGUUUUAUGGAUAUGGUGUUUGCCAAUUUUGACAUGGAUCAGGCUGCAAUGAAAACACAAUUUAACCAGUUACGUCGUUUAGUAGAAUUUUGCAAUCCACGUUUUUUUAAAUAUAUGGUCAUGCAAGAUGCUGACAAUAUGUUCUUCUGCUUUCGCUGGCUACUUGUUUGGUAUAAACGUGAAUUCUCCAACGACGAUGUGCUGAAACUGUGGGAGUGCCUUUGGACUGGACUACCAUGUCCCAAUUUCCAUUUAUUCAUAUCAGUGGCCAUAUUAGACCAACAAACCGAUAUAAUUAUCGAAAACAAAUACCAGUUCAAUGAGAUUUUGAAGCACAUCAACGAACUAACAAACCGCAUAGAUGUGAAGCGAACUUUGGAAAUCGCUGAGGCAAUUUAUUUGCAAACCAAGGCGGUAGAUGACCUGCCUAACGAUAUUCGUCAGAUUAUUGGAGAGCCGAUUUCAGACUCCGAGAAUGGCGAAGAACAUUCUGGCACUGGCACUGAUUUUGCCGAUGAAUUAUAUGAAUUGGUACGCAAACCAAAAAACGAAAAGCGAAUGGAAGAGCAAUUCGAAGAGGCGUGUGAACGUUCCCUGUUUCUUAACUACACAUAAACGUUGUGGUUCCUUAAACCACUAUUAUAUAUCAAGUUUAGUUGCUAAAUAUAAUAACGACUCAGUGUUUUGUAAGCAAAACUACAGCAACGAUCAGUUGACAAUGAGUGCCCUAUUUUACAUUGUGUUAUGAGUAAUAUUUUUUCAAUUUUCUAAGGUAAUUUGUUUUAUUCGUGUAAUCGAUGUUAUCAGCAAGUAUAAACAUGUAUAGUGUUUUUUAAGUAACCCAACACGAAAUUCCAAUAUUUUUGUAAUAUGCUAUGUAUUUAUGAAACACUGACUACUUUAUUGAAAUGAUUACAUUCACUUUCUUGUGACCCUUUGCUCCCCGCAGAGCCAUAGGUUGCAAUAUACCAUUGUAUAUACAUACAGAUACCAUGACUCAUCAUACGAAAUGUCUUAUUGUGAUCAAAAAAUUUUUUUAUUGUAUUUUCUUUGAAUAUCUACAUGCAUGUAUGCUCUAUUUUAUUAAAAAAAGUCAUAUCAAAUCCCUCAUUGUAUUAAAAACUAAAUUAUUAGACAUUCCUGAUGAUUUGGACAUCUGGCGAUGAAGCUACAUCAAGGACUAGGUUUAUCGAUGGUUUGGUGAACCAAAUCGAGGUCGUAGAUCAAUCCAAAAAGAAUUUCGUAGAGGUCUUCUAAAAUCAGUUCUUGUUCCAGAAAUUAUUGAUGCAGUUUGAGAACUGAUAUUGCAGAUCAUCAUGUGACGCAUCGGGGAUUGAAACAACUAUGGACUUUAGUGGGACUGGCAUUAAUAUUGCAUGAAUAUUUGAUUGUAGCAAUUUUUUAAGCGGUAUUCCACAUAAUUUGUUGACCGCUCAAACAAACCUGGUAUCGGUUGGCCGAGAGAAAUGUUAAAAAAUACGCUAACGGUGAUUGGAAAUAUAUCGUUGACAACGAUGAGCUCAAUCCAAAGCGAAUGGUUGCAUGUUUUUCCGAAAAACUGUACAUAUCGCAAUAAUACAACUAGAACGUACGAGAGCAAUAUAUUUUUUUGCCAGAGAUCUUUCAACAAAUCAUCUUCACCACGACAAUACGAGCUCUCACACAUGGACUGAAACAACUGCAUUUUUGAGCACUUAAAACAUCGAUUUGAUGAAUAAACCACUAUAAAGUCUCGACUUAACAACGAAUGACUUAUUUUUAUUCCCGUACGAAUAAAAAAACUAAGAAGUCAACGUUUUUCGACUGCGGAAGAGGCUGUUGUUAUGUUCAUAAUACAUGUUUUGGAGAUACCUCAGUUAGAGUCUCAGAAGUGCUUCAAGAAUUGGUGCAAACGCAUUC
Messenger RNA from Bactrocera latifrons, 3297 nucleotides. It is a transcript of the gene Tbc1d15-17, whose product is annotated as TBC1 domain family member 15. The transcript has 4 exons. Gene Ontology annotation, biological process: activation of GTPase activity. NCBI's taxonomy places the organism in Eukaryota, Metazoa, Arthropoda, Insecta, Diptera, Tephritidae. The coding region runs from base 1 to 2013 and encodes 670 amino acids. The record is from RefSeq and is a predicted model, not a curated record. Gene Ontology annotation, molecular function: GTPase activator activity.